Molecule: messenger RNA, 390 nt
Organism: Rhizopus microsporus ATCC 52813
Lineage: Eukaryota; Fungi; Mucoromycota; Mucoromycetes; Mucorales; Rhizopodaceae
Exons: 1
Coding region: 1-390 (129 amino acids)
Source: RefSeq, a predicted model, not a curated record
AUGUUUAGCGUGACACCACACAUUGAAGCGUUUGUUGACGCCAUCCCAGGUAGUAGGUAUAAUGAAGACGGGAAAAACUCUGUGAACAAUACCGGAUGCUUUCCAAGCACAUAUCUAUUAUGCCGUUCCUCUUCUAUUUUCACAAACGAUAUCCGUUGUAGACCAGCGGCUUUGUGUGCGUUGUCAGAUUUUGACACAAGCAAUGGCACCACAUCCGUAGCAUCUUUGGUGCCAGCGAGCGUGCUUGAGCAUGGAAAAGACGCGACCUUAAAAUUGGAAACUGUCAUAACUAUUUUCAGCAAGCUCAAAAAUGGACCAGAUAAGAAAAUCUUUCAAUCGUUGAUCGACCAGUUCAAUGACAUGCAAGAAAUUCUUAUCUUGGAGAAUUAA